This is a messenger RNA of Helianthus annuus (common sunflower), 1796 nucleotides long. Its product is annotated as cytochrome P450 CYP82D47. Gene Ontology annotation, biological process: defense response to other organism. NCBI's taxonomy places the organism in Eukaryota, Viridiplantae, Streptophyta, Magnoliopsida, Asterales, Asteraceae. Gene Ontology annotation, molecular function: monooxygenase activity; oxidoreductase activity, acting on paired donors, with incorporation or reduction of molecular oxygen; iron ion binding. Bases 18 to 1631 code for a protein of 537 amino acids. The record is from RefSeq and is a predicted model, not a curated record. The transcript has 2 exons.
GUAUCAUCUUGUUCUACAUGAUCCAUUGCAACCAAAUAUUUUUCAUGGAUUCUGUUCUCACACUCAUAACUUUAGUAGUAGCAUACAUAAUUUGUGUUAUGCUAUUUACUCAUCUGGGCUGGAUAAGAAAUGGAGUUAAAAAAGGUAACAAAGGGUUGGGUAAAACACUACCUGAACCUGCAGGUUCAUGGCCAAUAAUCGGUCACUUGCAUCUGUUUGCUGGUUCUAAAGUUCCUCACAGACUGUUGGGCUCUUUGGCUGACAAAUAUGGACCAAUUUUCAACAUCAAAGUUGGUGUCCAUCGAUUUCUAGUUGUGAGCACUUCAGAGAUGGCUAAAGAGUUCUUAAGUACCAACGACAUAAUCUUUGCUAGCCGACCAAAAAUGAUCGCCGUUGAGCUUUUGGGCUACAACGGUGCUAAUUUUGCACUUGGACCAUACGGACCAUUCUGGCUUGCGAUGAACAAGAUAACCGCGCUUGAGCUGGUUCCUUACCGUCGGCAUCAAAUGCUAUCACAUCUUAGAGUGUCUGAAGUGACUACAUCCAUAAAAAACAUGUAUAAAACUUGGACCUUUAAUAAAGGGUCUUCCAACACGGUAAAGGUUGACAUGAAACAAUGGUUUCGUGACUUAAUUGUGAACAUUCUUUCAAAGAUGAUAUUCGGCGAUCGUUUUUCUACUGGAGAACAAAAAGGAGAGCAAUUCAAGAAGGCUCUUACGCGGUUUCCAGACCUAAUGGGUGAGUUUGUGCCAUCAGAUGUUUUUCCAUGCUUGAGGUGGUUGGAUUUAGGAGGGUGCGAGAAGAAGAUGAAGACGACAGCAAAAGAGUUGGAUCUUAUAAUGGAUGAGUGGUUAGAAGAAUACAAAAUGAAGAUGAAUUCUACGCCGUGUUUAGAGAGAAAAGACCAAUCCUUGAUGGCCGCAUUGUUAUCGCGAGUUAAACAAGAAGUAAAAGAGGACGCUUAUGGCUUCAGCACUGAUGCCAUAGUGAAAGCUACAUGCUUGGCAAUUUAUUCUGGAGGCACAGACGCGACAAUAUUAACUCUUACAUGGGCUUUAUCUUUACUAGUUAGCAACCCUCUAGAGUUAAGAAAAGCUCAAGAAGAGGUGGAGAACUAUGUUGGAAGAGAUAGAAUAGUUGAAGAGUCUGACUUGAAGAACUUUGUCUAUCUACAAGCCAUUGUAAAAGAAACGAUGCGCCUUUAUCCACCUGUACCCUCUUUGCUUCCGCGUGAGUGCACAGAAGACUGCGUCGUAGGUGGUUACGCUGUCCCUAAAGGGACGCGGCUUUUGAUAAAUUCUUGGAAGAUUCAACAUGAUCCUCAAAUAUGGAAUAAUCCGUUUGAAUUCCAGCCUGAGAGAUUCUUGACUAGCAACAAGGAUAUUGAUGUCAAGGGUCAACAUUUCAAACUCCUUCCCUUUGGUGGUGGUAGAAGAAUUUGUCCAGGAUUAUCUUUGGCUCAUGAAGACAUUAUGUUGAUAUUAGCCACCAUAAUUCAUGCAUUUGAGUUCCAAAAUCCAUCAAAAGAGGAGAUUGACAUGACUGAAAAGCCCGAAUGGGCAAUUAUCAAAGCCACACCACUUGAGCUCCUUGUUGCACCACGACUAUUGCCAGACUUGUACCAAGUUUAAAACUAGGCCACUGCAGCCGCCAGCUUUUCUCAAUUUGCAUGCCAUCAGGCUCUGCCAGAUUAUUGUUCACUGUAUGAAUAUUAUCUUUUACAAAACAUGUCCAAUAGAAAAUACUGAAAAGCGUAUAACAUUUAAACUUAUAAAUGAAUAUGUAUUAGGGAUGUA